AUGGGAGUACAGGCAAAACACCGUGAGCCCGUGCCGCUGACUUGUGCUGCAGGGGACAACUGCGAUUGGGACCGCGGAGCCCUCCGCCGACCGCAGUUUCCUCCUAUGGCGGCUCCUCGUCGCCGUCACCGUCUGCACCGCACUUACUUUAAAUUGCGCUUCGUCUCCGAACGUCCCUUGUCUCCGAAACCCUCUCGCUCUGGCUCGCGUAUCUCGCUUGCACCCUCGCUCCUCGCCUGCGAGCCUCGUCGUCCUUUGUUCCUGCCCGUUCUAGUCCCAUCUCAUCUCUUCCAACCUGACGUCACCGUUCCCGGCCUCGCGUGUCUACGCGUGCCCCUGUCGGGCGCGCUUGCCCGACGACUUAGCGUGCUCGUUUACGUCUAA
Messenger RNA from Schizosaccharomyces japonicus yFS275, 384 nucleotides. RefSeq lists its product as hypothetical. Bases 1 to 384 code for a protein of 127 amino acids. The transcript has a single exon. NCBI's taxonomy places the organism in Eukaryota, Fungi, Ascomycota, Schizosaccharomycetes, Schizosaccharomycetales, Schizosaccharomycetaceae. The record is from RefSeq and is a predicted model, not a curated record.